Athene cunicularia (burrowing owl) is the source of this 595-nucleotide messenger RNA. It is a transcript of the gene TKFC, whose product is annotated as triokinase and FMN cyclase. The record is from RefSeq and is a predicted model, not a curated record. Bases 91 to 492 code for a protein of 133 amino acids. The transcript has 5 exons. Gene Ontology annotation, cellular component: cytosol. Gene Ontology annotation, molecular function: glycerone kinase activity. Gene Ontology annotation, biological process: glycerol catabolic process. Lineage: Eukaryota; Metazoa; Chordata; Aves; Strigiformes; Strigidae.
GCAGCCAUCCAGGAGUGGGUGCGUGCAGGGCCCCCCCCGGCAGCCCCAUCCCAACUCCUCUCUGCCCUGGCUGACCUGCUGCUGGAGCAGAUGGGUGGCUCCUCAGGUGUGCUCUACGGGCUGUUCCUGACAGCAGCUGCCCGACCCCUGCUCGACCAUGACGAUCUCCCGACAUGGGCCGAUGCCAUGGAUGCCGGCAUCGAAGCCAUGAAGCGGUACGGAGGAGCUGCGCCGGGAGACAGGACAAUGCUGGACUCACUGUGCGCAGCGGCACAGGCUCUGCACAGCCUGCGCAGCCCCGGCGCAACCCUUCUACCAGUGCUGGCCACUGCCGUGGAGAGCGCGGAGGCUGCAGCAGAGGCCACAAGGACCAUGGAGGCUGGGGCGGGCAGAGCCAGUUACAUCAGCUCAGCCCGGCUGCUGCAGCCCGACCCGGGGGCUGUGGCCGUGGCGGCCGUGCUGCGAGCUGUGCUGGAUGGGCUACAGAGCUGAGGGGCAACUGGCCCUUGGGCACCCCCCUCUGUGGCUCCAGUGGUGACGAGGGACGUGGCAGCACGUCUCAUGUACCCCCAAUAAACGUUUGUGGUCCCGCUGA